UUUCAGCAUGCGACGUGGCAUUUCCGAACUCCUGCCUUUUGCCAAUCCACGUCACUAUACAUCGCAAUUUGCGACGUAACAGAAUAGGUUACAGCAUAUCUUCAGUCAGCUCCGGUCAGGUAUCUGUUAACGAUGAAGUUCUUUUGUGCGGUCGUAAACGAGAUCUUGCCUUUCACGAUGUUAUAACUUUGCUAGAGGCUGGAAUAGUCGACGAUAUGCGCCCAUAUCUGGCUUGGGAGUCCAAUUCGUACAUCCAUUGCCGUUAUUUGGAAGAGAAAAAGAGCUUUUCCAUCGGAAGCGAUCGAAUGUGCGAUGUCUCGCUGCCAACGCCACAUUUAGCUGCUCACCACGCCACAAUUGUAAGAAAUAUUUGCAGAGGAACGAUUCAAUUUUCUGUGAAACCCGCGUUCUCAAGGAGAGCGUAUGUUUUUGUAAAUGAUAUUCCUGUUUCAAAGAGAGGCACAAAAAUUCUUACAAAUGGAGACAUACUAACCGUUUCUAAAGAUCCACGUAGUGUGAAAUUCCGAUUCAACAGCGGAGAUGGCUCCAAGGCACGCACAUCAACUGCCGCUACAGCCAAAUCGACCCCAGUUCAAAACUUGUCGAAAGCUAGCCAAACCCCACCAACCACAUCGAAUCCUGAAGCCAAUGCCGUGCCAACAGCAGUUCAAGAACGACAACAGCUCCUUUCCACGGAAGGCGUGGGAGAAGCAGUAGAAUGGAAUCGAGUAAAUAACUAUGAAUAA
This is a messenger RNA of Cooperia oncophora, 746 nucleotides long. Lineage: Eukaryota; Metazoa; Nematoda; Chromadorea; Rhabditida; Trichostrongylidae. The record is from the annotation of a GenBank genome assembly.